AUGGCGGACGGGGAGCUGAACGUGGACAGUCUCAUCACCCGACUGCUGGAGGUACGAGGAUGUCGUCCAGGAAAGAUUGUGCAGAUGACUGAAGCAGAAGUUCGGGGCUUAUGUAUCAAGUCUCGGGAGAUCUUUCUCAGCCAGCCUAUUCUUUUGGAGUUGGAAGCACCCCUGAAAAUUUGUGGAGAUAUUCAUGGACAGUAUACAGAUUUACUGCGAUUAUUUGAAUAUGGAGGUUUCCCACCGGAAGCCAACUAUCUUUUCUUAGGAGAUUAUGUGGACAGAGGAAAGCAGUCUUUGGAAACCAUUUGUUUGUUAUUGGCUUAUAAAAUCAAAUAUCCAGAGAACUUCUUUCUUUUAAGAGGAAACCAUGAGUGUGCUAGCAUCAAUCGCAUUUAUGGGUUCUAUGAUGAAUGCAAACGAAGGUUUAAUAUUAAAUUGUGGAAGACCUUCACCGAUUGUUUUAAUUGUCUGCCUAUAGCUGCCAUUGUGGAUGAAAAGAUCUUCUGUUGUCACGGAGGACUGUCACCAGAUCUGCAAUCUAUGGAACAGAUUCGGAGAAUUAUGAGACCCACUGAUGUCCCUGAUACAGGUUUGCUCUGUGAUUUGCUGUGGUCUGACCCAGAUAAGGAUGUGCAAGGCUGGGGAGAAAAUGAUCGUGGUGUUUCCUUCACUUUUGGAGCUGAUGUAGUCAGUAAAUUUCUGAAUCGUCAUGAUUUAGACUUGAUUUGUCGAGCUCAUCAGGUAGUAGAAGAUGGAUAUGAAUUUUUUGCUAAACGACAAUUGGUAACCCUAUUUUCAGCCCCAAAUUACUGUGGCGAGUUUGAUAAUGCUGGUGGAAUGAUGAGUGUGGAUGAAACUUUGAUGUGUUCAUUUCAGAUAUUGAAACCAUCUGAAAAGAAAGCUAAGUACCAGUAUGGUGGACUGAAUUCAGGACGUCCUGUCACUCCACCUCGAACAGCUAAUCCGCCGAAGAAAAGGUGAAGAAAGGAA
This is a messenger RNA of Canis lupus familiaris (dog), 993 nucleotides long. RefSeq names its product protein phosphatase 1 catalytic subunit beta (gene PPP1CB). Gene Ontology annotation, molecular function: protein serine/threonine phosphatase activity. Gene Ontology annotation, biological process: circadian regulation of gene expression; regulation of circadian rhythm. Gene Ontology annotation, cellular component: cytoplasm; nucleus. The record is from RefSeq and is marked provisional. Lineage: Eukaryota; Metazoa; Chordata; Mammalia; Carnivora; Canidae.